UUUUUUAAUAUUUUAUUAUAUUAAUUCAGUUUUAUUAAUUUAAAAAAAUGGUAAUGAAAAGCAGUAAAUUAGAUAAAUACGAAAAACUAGAGAAAAUAGGAGAAGGUACAUAUGGUGUUGUCUACAAGGCAAAAGAUAAAUAAACAAAUUAAUUAUAUGCAUUAAAAAAAAUUCGUCUUGAAAGUGAAGACGAGGGAAUCCCUUCAACAGCUAUAAGAGAAAUAUCCCUUUUAAAAGAAUUAUAACAUAUAAAUGUUGUUAAACUUCAUGAUGUGAUUCAUUCAAAUAAAAAAUUAAUUUUAGUUUUUGAAUUUGUUGCUUAAGAUUUAAAGAAAUUCAUGGUAGGAUUUAAAGAAACUGGUUUGGAUGCUAAAGUAGUGAAAAGUUUGCUUUAUUAAUUACUUAAGGGAAUCGAAAUAUGUCAUAAAAAUAAAAUCCUUCAUAGAGACUUAAAACCUUAGAAUUUAUUAAUAUCUGAUGAUGGAAUUUUAAAAUUAGCAGAUUUUGGUUUGGCUAGAGCCUCAGGGAUACCAGUUAAAAAUUAUACGCAUGAAGUAGUUACUUUAUGGUAUAGACCUCCUGAUGUUUUAUUAGGAUCUAAAAAUUAUUCUACUUCUAUUGAUAUUUGGAGUGUUGGUUGUAUUUUUGCAGAAAUGGUUAAUUUGAAAGCAUUAUUCCCAGGAAAUUCAGAUUCUGAUUAAUUAAAAAAAUCUUUAAGAUUACAGGCACUCCUAAUGUGGAAUAAUGGAUUGGCUUAGCUGAUUUACCAGGAUGGAAACAUUUUUAGGUAUGGCAAAAAAUUAGCAACAUGUUCAGAUGAUAAAUUAAUAAAAAUAUGGUAGAAAAAUUCAGAAGGAGGUUGGGAAUUAUAAAGUUCAAUCCAAACCGAAGAUGGUCCUGUAUGGAAGAUAAAAUGGGCACAUCCAUCUUUUGGGAUAAUGCUAGCUGCAUGCUCAAUAGACCGUUCAGUAUAUAUAUACGAGGAAUUUAGAGACAUAACAUUAAAUAUGAAUUCAAAAUGGAAAAUAACCAAAUUAUAAAGUGACAAAGAAUAAAUAGAGGAUAUAAAAUUUGCACCUGAAAGUCUUGGUUUAGUCUUAACAGUAGCCUAUUCAGAUCGUUGUAUAAGGAAUUUUAUUUUUAAAGACAUGAUAAAUUUAUAAUUAUAUUCUACCCUUCCUGAUAUUUUAUUAAAUAUGCCUGUAAAUUGUGUUUCUUGGAAUAAAAAUAGAUUUGAGCCUGCUAUGAUAGCUAUUGGAUGCAAAGAAUAAGAGUCAAAAUAAUAUAAUAGAGAUAAUAUAAUGGAAAUUCAAUAAAAUUGUUUUUGUAUUUAUAUUUAAGAUGAAAAAACUUAGUCUUUCAAAGAAAUUAAGUUCUCUAAUUAAGAAUAAACGCAUAAAUAAACUGUUAAUGAUGUUUCUUGGAGUUAAUUGAAUGGAAGAUCUUUCCAUUUAAUUGCAACAUGUGGGAAAGAAGGAGCUAAAAUUUGGUAUUUAUAAUAUAAAUAAGAUUCUAUGCAGGUUUUAUAAGUUUUUGAUUUAAGUGGUUUUAAUUUAAUUAAUGCUGAAGUAUAAAAAAUAUCUUGGAAUAUUAUGGGAAGCCUUCUUGCGACUUCUGAUAGUAAUAACGAUAUUACUCUUUAUAAAUCUUUUGGAUAUGGAUAAUGGAAAAUGAUUAAGUCUAUUGAAGAAUCAUAAAAUAAUGAUAAAAAUUAAAAAUGAAAAUUCUUUAUUUAAAUUUAUUUAUUCUUAUAUGUUUAAAUAAGUUUAUUUUUUUUG
Molecule: messenger RNA, 1778 nt
Organism: Ichthyophthirius multifiliis
Lineage: Eukaryota; Ciliophora; Oligohymenophorea; Hymenostomatida
Product: ribosomal protein, putative
Exons: 6
Biological process (GO): protein phosphorylation
Cellular component (GO): cytoplasm; nucleus
Molecular function (GO): ATP binding; protein binding; cyclin-dependent protein serine/threonine kinase activity
Source: RefSeq, a predicted model, not a curated record